AUGUAUAAGCCGCGGACCCGGGUCGAAUGGGCUUUUAUAGGGGUUACAGCCACCCAGGCAAUCGGAACAUCGAUCCUUGAUAUAGUUGUACUUCUACGAUACUUUGCCUGGAUCAACCCCGUCGUUUAUCAGGUCCCUUCUUCGUAUGUUGUGCCAUUGAACUUCGGUCUCUUUAUCCUAGGCAAUGUCUACCUAGCGGGUCUGGCCAUCGAUGCCCUUCGAGCGAGGAACAAUCUCCAGCUAUUUGGCAUCUGCAUCUUCAACGUCGGCGUUUUCGUCUUCUCCCUCAUGCGUUUUGGACAGACGCGUGAAAACGCAGAAAGGCUGGCUCGCAACCACGCUCUUGAUAACAUCCCGUUUGUGAAGGCGGACGUCAGCUUUUGGCCAGUAGUCCGGCCAGUACUCAUCGUGUCAAGCGUACUUGUAGGUGCCUGCAUGGUAUCAUCAUGGCUGCUCACUUUCCGACUGAAUCGUGAGUUCGCUUGGGCGAUCUACCGGCACAUAAGCGGGAGUCUCUCGGUCAGGCGCAAGUACCUCACCUAUCAAGUGCUAGUCGUCGUCAUGAAGCUGGAUGUCUACUUCGUGAUUGCUUUCAUUAUCAUCUACGGUUUGGUGGACGUGCACUACGCGAUUCCGGAGUUUCCAUUGACCAUGGCUAUUAUACCAGUACUUUGGAUACAGGUAGCCAUGACCAUCGUAUUCACGAAACGGGAGAACAAGAUAGGAGCGGCUGCAGCCUUAGUUCUCAGAUUCGGUGAGAUAGCCUAUCUAAUCAGCCGCAUACUCAUCUUGAACGACAUACCGCACAGCGGACUUUCGAACACAAUCUUAAAAAACGAGAUGCUCCUAUUUGCGGGUUGCUCGCUGGCACUAGCAACGACUGCUUGCGUGAACGCCACCGUCUGCAUAUUGAAUUUCAAUCAAGGGCUGAAGCCACUGCUUGCGAGCUCAGGCUUGAAGACAGGCACUUACAACUUCGAGCCGAUUCAUGCACAGGCGCGUUUAUCAGUAAGACUUGAGCUGGAUUAA
This is a messenger RNA of Didymella exigua CBS 183.55, 1029 nucleotides long. RefSeq lists its product as uncharacterized. Bases 1 to 1029 code for a protein of 342 amino acids. The record is from RefSeq and is a predicted model, not a curated record. NCBI's taxonomy places the organism in Eukaryota, Fungi, Ascomycota, Dothideomycetes, Pleosporales, Didymellaceae. The transcript has 4 exons. Gene Ontology annotation, cellular component: Golgi apparatus.